AUGUCUUCCACCGCAGCGGUAUCUGUGGUACAGAAUGUUGAAAGCUUCAUGCUGUCAAGCUUUUUUAAUACGGGCCUGACCUUCAUAGUUUCAUUGUUCACUCUCGUCUUAUACGACUACGCAUUGAAUGUUCCGCUGGAGACCAAGCGUCGCCCUGGAAUGGCGUUCACAUAUGGAAUUGUUAGUUCGCGCAUUAUCGUCCUUGGUCAAACAUUUGCUCAACUUGAGUUCGAUAAGCUUCGCUACUUCGGCCUGAUAUUUUCCGCUCAUAAUCUUCGGACAGGGCUAUGCUUCCUUGCUUCAGAUGUACGUUUAGCUGCUUUCAAAGGCACAUUUGAAGGAUCAACAAUGGUUAUUUCUUCUAGGUGUUUCUUCGUAGGCGCACUCACAACAGCACUGGAAGCAGUGAUUGUUUUUUUUGUGCAGGCGAUGAUGGCUUUACGCGUGUGCGCGUUACUUGGUAGACCAAGGAAAGUUAUCGUCAUACUCUCAGUUGCGUUCGCUCUUGUGCAGGCGGGAAAUCUGACGCAAGCCGUCAUCAUGGUUACUUCAGGGUCUCAAAUAGCAUCUAACAGCCUGUCAGCUGAAAUACGGCUACAAGGAAUCGAUGCCUGCUUAUACAGCUAUACGCCCGCUGAUAAGCUCUCCACUGUUGUUGUCUACGGAAUGUUAGCCGUAUUUGAGGCUAUCAUGUUCGCAUUCGUCGCCUAUUACGUUAUGAGCAACCUCUCCGCUCCGUUUUGGCGACAUCCAGCGACGUCCGUCGCUAGUCUGGCUUCAAUUAUUGUGCGAGACAAUCUCAUUUGGUUUGUCGUGUACGUACCCUCCCUCGUUUCUGAGCGCCUAGUCUCACAGGCCGUCCGCAUAGUGCUUUCAUAA
Messenger RNA from Coniophora puteana RWD-64-598 SS2, 879 nucleotides. RefSeq lists its product as uncharacterized. NCBI's taxonomy places the organism in Eukaryota, Fungi, Basidiomycota, Agaricomycetes, Boletales, Coniophoraceae. The transcript is spliced from 9 exons. The record is from RefSeq and is a predicted model, not a curated record. Bases 1 to 879 code for a protein of 292 amino acids.